Gracilinanus agilis (Agile Gracile Mouse Opossum) is the source of this 3923-nucleotide messenger RNA. It is a transcript of the gene EPHB1, whose product is annotated as EPH receptor B1. Gene Ontology annotation, cellular component: plasma membrane; neuron projection. Bases 1 to 3000 code for a protein of 999 amino acids. The transcript has 17 exons. Gene Ontology annotation, biological process: cell surface receptor protein tyrosine kinase signaling pathway; protein phosphorylation; axon guidance. Gene Ontology annotation, molecular function: transmembrane-ephrin receptor activity; protein binding; ATP binding. The record is from RefSeq and is a predicted model, not a curated record. NCBI's taxonomy places the organism in Eukaryota, Metazoa, Chordata, Mammalia, Didelphimorphia, Didelphidae.
AUGUCUCAUGAAACCUUAAUGGACACCCGGACAGCUACUGCUGAGUUGGGCUGGACUGCAAAUCCUGCAUCAGGGUGGGAAGAGGUCAGUGGCUAUGACGAAAACCUGAACACCAUCCGUACCUACCAGGUAUGCAACGUCUUUGAGCCCAACCAGAACAACUGGCUGCUUACCACUUUCAUCAAUCGGCGAGGGGCCCACCGUAUCUACACAGAGAUGCGCUUCACUGUGAGGGAUUGCAGCAGUCUCCCAAAUGUUCCUGGUUCUUGCAAAGAGACCUUUAACCUCUACUACUAUGAGACAGACUCUGUCAUUGCCACCAAGAAGUCUGCCUUCUGGACAGAGGCUCCCUACCUCAAAGUGGACACUAUUGCUGCUGACGAGAGCUUCUCCCAGGUAGACUUUGGGGGAAGGUUGAUGAAGGUUAACACAGAAGUGAGAAGCUUUGGGCCCCUCACUCGGAAUGGCUUUUACCUCGCUUUUCAGGAUUAUGGGGCUUGCAUGUCUCUCCUCUCUGUUAGAGUGUUUUUCAAGAAGUGCCCCAGCAUCGUACAGAAUUUUGCUAUUUUCCCAGAGACUAUGACUGGGGCUGAAAGCACAUCUCUGGUGAUUGCCCGGGGAACAUGCAUCCCCAAUGCAGAGGAGGUGGAUGUCCCUAUUAAACUGUAUUGCAACGGGGAUGGAGAGUGGAUGGUACCAAUUGGGCGCUGCACCUGUAAAGCUGGCUAUGAACCUGAAAACAAUGUAGUCUGCAAGGCCUGCCCAGCAGGAAUGUUCAAGGCGAAUCAGGAAGUGGGGGUCUGUUCUCAGUGCCCGUCGAAUAGCCGUUCUCCUUCGGAGGCCUCUCCCAUCUGCACCUGCCGCACAGGCUAUUACCGGGCAGACUUUGAUCCACCGGAGGUGGCAUGUACCAGUGUUCCUUCAGGUCCCCGAAAUGUCAUCUCCAUCGUCAAUGAGACAUCCAUCAUUCUGGAAUGGCACCCACCACGAGAAACGGGAGGGCGUGAUGAUGUGACGUACAACAUUGUCUGUAAAAAAUGCCGGGCAGAUCGCCGGAGUUGUUCCCGUUGUGAUGACAAUGUGGAGUUUGUGCCCAGGCAGCUGGGUCUGACUGAGAGCCGAGUUUUCAUCAGCAGCCUUUGGGCCCAUACUCCCUAUACCUUUGAUAUCCAGGCCAUCAAUGGAGUGUCUGGCAAGAGCCCUUUCCCCCCACAACAUGUCUCAGUCAACAUCACAACAAAUCAAGCUGCUCCCUCCACAGUUCCCAUCAUGCACCAGGUAAGUGCCACCAUGAGGAGCAUCACCUUGUCAUGGCCACAGCCGGAGCAGCCCAAUGGCAUUAUCCUGGACUAUGAGAUCCGUUAUUAUGAGAAGGUGAGCCGGAUCUGCACUCCUGACAUUAGCAGCACUGUGGGCUCAAGACCAGCCACCGAACAGAAUGAGUACAACUCUUCAAUGGCAAAAAGUCAGACCAACACGGCUCGGAUUGACGGGCUUCGACCUGGCAUGGUUUAUGUGGUUCAAGUGAGAGCUCGAACAGUCGCUGGUUAUGGCAAAUACAGUGGGAAAAUGUGCUUCCAGACACUGACAGAUGAUGAUUAUAAGUCAGAACUGAGGGAACAGCUGCCACUGAUCGCUGGUUCUGCAGCCGCCGGUGUGGUGUUCAUCGUAUCAUUGGUGGCCAUUUCCAUUGUCUGUAGCAGGAAACGUGCUUAUAGCAAAGAGGCCGUGUACAGUGAUAAGCUGCAGCAUUACAGCACGGGGCGAGGCUCCCCAGGAAUGAAGAUCUACAUUGAUCCCUUCACUUAUGAAGAUCCCAAUGAAGCUGUCCGGGAAUUUGCCAAGGAGAUUGAUGUGUCUUUUGUGAAAAUUGAAGAGGUCAUUGGAGCAGGAGAAUUUGGAGAAGUGUACAAAGGACGUCUAAAAUUGCCAGGCAAGAGGGAGAUCUAUGUGGCCAUAAAGACACUGAAAGCAGGAUACUCAGAAAAACAACGCCGGGACUUCCUGAGUGAGGCCAGCAUCAUGGGUCAGUUUGACCAUCCAAAUAUAAUCCGGCUGGAAGGAGUGGUGACCAAGAGCCGUCCUGUCAUGAUCAUCACAGAAUUUAUGGAAAAUGGAGCUUUGGACUCCUUCCUCAGGCAAAAUGAUGGGCAGUUCACAGUGAUCCAACUGGUGGGGAUGCUCAGAGGUAUCGCUGCUGGUAUGAAGUAUCUAUCAGAGAUGAAUUAUGUACACCGGGACCUGGCUGCUAGAAAUAUUCUUGUCAAUAGUAAUCUAGUGUGCAAAGUAUCUGACUUUGGUCUAUCCCGCUACCUACAAGAUGACACCUCGGACCCCACCUACACCAGCUCUUUGGGUGGAAAGAUCCCAGUGAGAUGGACAGCCCCAGAGGCCAUUGCCUACCGCAAGUUCACCUCUGCCAGUGAUGUCUGGAGCUAUGGUAUCGUCAUGUGGGAAGUCAUGUCAUUUGGAGAGAGGCCCUACUGGGAUAUGUCCAACCAAGAUGUCAUCAAUGCCAUUGAACAGGACUACCGACUUCCCCCACCCAUGGACUGCCCUGCUGCUCUGCACCAGCUUAUGUUAGAUUGUUGGCAGAAGGACCGCAAUACCCGACCACGCUUUACAGAGAUUGUCAACACUCUGGAUAAAAUGAUCCGGAACCCAGCAAGUCUCAAAACUGUGGCAACCAUCACCGCUGUGCCUUCUCAGCCCCUGUUAGAUCGUUCCAUCCCCGAUUUCACUGCCUUUACCUCAGUGGAUGAUUGGCUCAAUGCUAUUAAAAUGGUCCAAUACAGGGACAGUUUCCUAACUGCUGGGUUCACCUCUCUUCAGCUGGUUACUCAGAUGACAUCAGAAGACCUUCUGAGAAUAGGAGUGACUUUGGCGGGACAUCAGAAGAAGAUCUUGAACAGUGUUCAUUCCAUGAGGGUACAGAUGAGUCAAUCUCCAACCUCAAUGACCCCUGUCCCUUCUCCCACAUCCAUUUCCCUUUGCUCAUGACCUGUGUGGGGAAGGUUCUUCAAACAAAUUGUCCAGCGCCUGAAUCUCAAGAUGUCUUUCUGUCAGUUACCAAAGGACUUUGCUGACCACUGCAUGGGGGAUCCAAACCAAGUCAAUUAAUGUCUUCAUAUUGAAGAAGAGAUGUACCUUCAAUUGAAAACCUUGUUUUUCUUUUGUUUGCAUUUUUUGCAAAAAGGAAAAAGAAACCACAAAUUGGAAAAAAAAAAAAAAGAAAAUCUGUUUCCGUGCGUGUGAGCACGAGUGUGUGUGUGUGUCUGCAUUGUAAAAUGACUGUGGAUUCAUUGCUUGUUCGUAACAGACACAAACAAGGGACAAGAACUGUGACAGCAUCGGCAUUGUCACUCCCCAGGAAGUCGGAAAGGAUCAUAGGUGGUUGACUUGGCUUUCUAAGUUUGGCCCAACUGGACCACUGGUUUCAUUGGGAUUGGGGAUGGGGAGAAAAAAAGAAAGGAAACCAAACUCACAGUAGCUUGCAAGCUCAGAGACAGGAAGCAGAGGAGAGCUUUGAAAUGGAUCUUAUUUGGGCCAUGCUAGAAUAGUAUUGACUGUUGGAUUACUGGCAACUGGAAAGGACGAGAAAAAAAAAAAGAGUAUGUUGAGAAUGUUCUCCAACAUUCCAGUAACAUAUAGGUAGGUGGCAAAGAAGGAGUCUUCUUUUCUAACAUGUGGACCUAAGGGUUUUGGUCUUAAAUACUGGCUUAGGUUGUAUGGCUUCAGAGGUAUGUUCAUAUGUUUCUGUGUUUCUCUUUACACUAUUCUCUAUUGUACCUCAUUGCUCAAUUCACUUUUGUAAAUUCCACUUAACAUUUAAAUAUUUUUAAUUUUGCCUUUUACCUUAAUCUCCUUGCUAAUUUUAUCUGUCUAAUUAAAAUGAGCAGAAGCAUGUCUGGGUUUACAUAGAA